UAUCUCAGUGCUGGCUGAGGAUGAUGAUGAUGAAGAGGUGGAGGAUAGCGAGGGGCGGAGGGGGAUGGAGGUGAGGGCUCACAAGGCGUCCCACACCAAGUACCUGAUGAUGCGUGGAGACUGCGUUCCCGGCAUCGUCAACCUCCGAAACCUCAACACCAACGAUAGUAUCGUGGUGGAGUCCUGCACCAUGAGGCUGCAGCUACGCCACACACCUGGACACACACUGUUUAUUACCCAGGACUCUCCUCCCCUAGACUUCUCCAGACAGGGUACCUCUCUCCUCCCCUCCUUACUCACCCAUUCCCUCAGUGCCCAUCCCCCCUCCUCCCCUUCUCCCUCCUCCUCCCCCCUCCCCUCCUCCCCCUCCUCCUCUGUAGAGGGGUGUGAGGGGCGUCUGGUGACCCAGAGAGGGUAUAACCCAGAGGACAUUGGGGCUGUGGCAGAGCUCAGAGCAACGCUGGAGAGACACGGAGCCUUCGGAUUGGACAGACAGGACCUGGUGACAUCACACACACACCUGGCCGAGCCCAGAGAUGGGCGUACUAGAGGGCUGCAGCAGUACAUACAGGACCUGCUGGAGGAAGAGCUGGUGUUGGAGGUGGGAGGGAGCUCAGUGCGUCUGGUGUUGUUGAGUCACGCUGAGCCCUGGCUACUGACCUCCACCGAGAGGCAGAGAGACCGGCCCCACGGAGGGGCCUCCGUCCUGGGGGACAGAGAGCACCACAACCCCCUCCUCCGCAAGAGAACCAUGGAGGCCCCCAGAGAGAAGGAACCACGGAGGAAGAGAGAGAAAAGAGAAAUGGUGAUGGAGGAAGAGGAGGUUGAGAAGAGUGGAGAGAGGACACCUGAGGAGGAAGAGGAGGAGGAGGAGGAGGGGAAGACGAUGCAGCCUAAAGAGAAAGACAGGAAUGAGACAGCGGAGGAGAGAGGGAUGGAGAGAAGAGAGGAGUUAGAAGGAGAGAGGGACGGAGAAGAACCAUCAUCUACCACUGAGACAGAACAGAGCACAGAGGGCGACGGUGAGAAGCCAUCUUCAUCUCUAGCUGAGGAAGAUGAUGGUGAAGCUAGCGGUCUGCGUGAGGAAGAGGAUGGUAGCAGCGGUAACAGCGGCCGCGGUGGGUGUGACGUGUCGUUCAUCAGUCGUCCGUGGCGUAUCGUGGACGGCAGUCUGAACAGUCCGGUGUGUAAAGGCAUGUUGGAGGCAGUUCUGUACCAUAUCAUGACCCGACCCGGUUUACCAGAACACACCUUACUGGAACACUACAGAGGAGUCCUGCAGCCUGUGGUGGUGCUGGACCUAGUGCAGGCCCUGGUAGAGUUGGGCUGUAUUAAGAGGAGGUACGUGAGCAGACGUCCAAAACCCUCCCUCUUCUCCUGCCCAGCCACCUUCCUGGUGGAGGAGGAGAGGGCGAGAGAGACAGGGGUGAGGCUGGGGGAGACUGCGGUAAGACCGGCUGAGACGACCACUGUGUUCUACGAGCCGACCAUCGACUGCUGUCUGCGUCUAGGACAGGUUUUCCCCCAUGAAAACAACUGGAACCAGUGGAUCCAAUUCGCACAACAUGAGAACAAACAGUAGGGAGUUUUAACUGAUCCGGGGUGUAUUCUUUAGCGCACACCGUAGUGAAACUUUUUAGGCCGUAGCAAAACAUUUUGCAACUGAAAAAUGUUUUCGCAAACAUAAACAAGAGUUUCUAUUGGAAAAGUUAAAGGAGGUCCCUCGCCGUUUCGUUCCCUAUGCUUCUGUUUGGUUCCAUUUAGUUCUUAGUGAAUACACCCCAGGACUGCUGGGGACAGGAGUUUUACUUGAUCAGGACUAAUAGGCCCAGGAGUUAGAACAACAAGUUUCUUCACAGUGGGUAACCAAGGAUCUUUGGUUCUGGUUCUUAAUUACUCUUACCAGACAACAAGAUUUUAUUUUAGCUAAAAAUUAUGUUUCAGUUCUGGUUUUACAGAGCUCUGGGAAUUCGUUUCACAUCUUAUAGUUCUUUGAUUUGGGAAAACCUGUUGUCAUGGUUUCAUGUAAGUUGUUUUGUUAUCGUUUUCUUGAAAGUGUGAUUUAAUAAAAUUAAAAUCUU
This is a messenger RNA of Coregonus clupeaformis (lake whitefish), 2081 nucleotides long. RefSeq names its product general transcription factor 3C polypeptide 1-like. Lineage: Eukaryota; Metazoa; Chordata; Actinopteri; Salmoniformes; Salmonidae. The annotation marks the transcript as partial. Gene Ontology annotation, molecular function: DNA binding. Gene Ontology annotation, biological process: 5S class rRNA transcription by RNA polymerase III; transcription initiation at RNA polymerase III promoter. The record is from RefSeq and is a predicted model, not a curated record. Gene Ontology annotation, cellular component: transcription factor TFIIIC complex. The transcript is spliced from 5 exons.